Linnemannia hyalina is the source of this 237-nucleotide messenger RNA. The record is from the annotation of a GenBank genome assembly. Lineage: Eukaryota; Fungi; Mortierellomycota; Mortierellomycetes; Mortierellales; Mortierellaceae.
AUGCCCAUCGUCCUACACGGCCCUAAUCUCCCGGUUUACGACACACCUGACCGCAAGCCCCACGGUAACAUUAUCGGAGCAGGAAUAGCCGCAGGUAUCUCUUACGAUGUCUUUGAAAAGUCUCCCAAGGCCAAAAUUUUUGGAGGAGCCCUUUUUCCUCGCCCCAAACGUUGGGGUCCUUUGUUCGCCCAGAUGGGUAUCAUGGACGAGUACCUGGUCAAGUCGAAGCAGUGCUAG